Molecule: messenger RNA, 2437 nt
Organism: Aethina tumida (small hive beetle)
Lineage: Eukaryota; Metazoa; Arthropoda; Insecta; Coleoptera; Nitidulidae
Product: neurotrophin receptor-interacting factor homolog
Exons: 5
Coding region: 407-2062 (551 amino acids)
Biological process (GO): regulation of transcription by RNA polymerase II
Molecular function (GO): DNA-binding transcription factor activity; RNA polymerase II cis-regulatory region sequence-specific DNA binding
Source: RefSeq, a predicted model, not a curated record
CAAUUCAGGGAUACAAUAAUGGUAAUUUGUUUGGAAACAUUUUUAUCAAUGAGCAAUGACCGUCCUUCCUGGAUCAUCCAACCGACACCGAUAUAACAUAAGAACGUCAUAGAACAUGUUUGAUGGUGACCAUCAUAUUUUGCUUUCCCGCUGAAUUUUGAACGUAAUUCGAUACAGUGGCGCCGUCUGUCUGGCGUGCGCCACACGCACCCGCCAACCCAACAAAACAGAACGAACACGGAUGCGAACAACUAACAUGGUGGCGAAUGUAUCAAUUUCAUCAGUGUCUUGAGACGAUUUCAAAACUAUUGCGGAGAAGAUCCCCAAAGAGAGGAAUUUCGGAUAAUCCAGAAACCAUUGAACCAUUGAUUUGGAUACCUUCGACAAGAAGUGUUAAGUGGUCAGGAUGAAUUUUAGUCCAUUUGGUGUGCCGUUGUCGGCUGCUCUUCCCGUUGCAACUCAGUUUGCCGCUGGCAAAAUAACACAGAGCGUCACGACCCCAAGUGGUCAGGUAGUCGGGGUUUUACAGGGCGGCGAGAACGGCAUCCACUACAUUCGCCCCGUUGACGCCAAUGCAUUCUCUCAGUCGGUCGCCGCUCAACAACAGCAGCAACAGCAACAACAUCAACAACAACAGCAGCAGCAACAACAACAAAGUCAAACGCAAACUUUGAUUACUUUGCCCAUAACUAUGCCUGGCGCCAAACCGGGAGAUCCCCAACAAACUGUGCAAAUACAAGUUGUGAAUCCCAUAACGGCCGCGACUCCCGUUUCUCAAGCAUCACCGAGCAACUCCCCCAAAUAUCACAUCUCCGCAAUCCCAAUUCAAACGUUAGGACAAGGUACGACAGUGGUUACUGUUGCCUACAAUACCGGACAGGACGGAUUGCAGAUUGUCGAUGGUUCAAACGGCAUUCCCGAAUGUAUGACGGUAGUGGCGGCGCUCCAGCCUCAAGAUUUACAAUUGUUACAAACGGCGAGCGGCGGCAAUGCGGAACCUGAUAAACAGCAAAAGGAACAUAAUCCUGUUGCUCUGAUUAAAAGUGAAAUGAACAAGGAGGAUGGACAAGAGGUAGCAACGACGAUCAACAUACCGGCCCAAUAUAUGCACAGUACCCAGGCCGUGCAAGAGUACAUACAGAAAAUUCAACAGACCACGGCCCUCCACCAGUUUCUCAAGUUCAACAAUUCUGACAGCAACAUCAAGCGGGAACAGAUGGAUGAGGAAGGUACGACAACAACGACGAUAAACGUGGCCGCCACCAGCGUUCUGGAGGGUGUCAGUUUAACGACUGCGGACGAACAUGAACAUUUGUUGAUGCACGAGGUCGGUGAGGCGGAGCUGGAAACGGAAGAGGGAGUCGACGAUCCGGACAGCAAAGGAAAAAAGAAAAAGAAGCACAAGAAAAAGCCGCCGAAACCGAAAAAGCCCAAACCCGGACAAGUACAUAUAGCAACGGCUUUGGAUGGUACCACGUUGUUUUGUUGCCCGGAGUGUCACAUGGCUUAUCCGGAAAAGGAAUUGCUGGAGCACCAUUUGGUAGGACAUAAGAUCGAGAGACGAUUCAUUUGCGACAUUUGCGGGGCCGGAUUAAAACGAAAAGAACAUCUCGAGCGACACAAGUUGGGACACAACCCGGAACGACCGUUUGUGUGUUCAGUUUGCCUGAAAGGAUUCAAACGCAAGGAACACUUGAAUCUCCAUUUCGUUAUUCACUCUGGAGAGAAAACGGAAAUCUGUACCGAAUGCGGUAAAGGUUUCUAUCGUAAGGAUCACUUGAGAAAACACGCCCGCUCUCAUAUCACGCGUCGCGCCAAGGAAAUGGCCGAACGCCAAAAUUUAUUGGGAAAAGAAGGGGGUGGUGGCGGCACGUCGACCACAGCCCAGGUUACGAUUCAGGUGCCUUCUGCCCAACAGAUUCAAAUCCCAGUUCAGAUUCAAGUGCCGCAAACGAUUCAGAUGGCGGCGUCGGCAGGACAACAAGAGGAAGAAGGUGGUGAAGCUGUUAGUACGGUGGUUUUGCCAUCUGCUACCGAAGGAAUCUCGAUCAUGCCGCAUUAGAGUAGCGUCGCGUCCUUCAUGUCGUGAAUGUAGGUGCCUCAGACUGUGAUCUAAUGUUGCAAACGGCAGCCUGGAGAUAAUUAGAUGUUGGCUAUCUAGUUGGUUGGUUGGUUCGUUCGUUCGUUCGAUCCUUUGCGUUUUUUUUUGUCUAUUCAUAUUUAUUUCAUUAUCUUAAAAAUUAUUUUUAUAUUUUACAAGAAACUAAAUAUUUUACCAGUGUUCCCCGAAAUUUUAUAAACGAAUUGACAACUUUAUUAAUAAGAAGAAUGAAUGAGACAGUGACAUUUUUUAUUAACAAUUGUGUACAUAAUAGAACAAUUAUAUAUAAUAAAAAUAUAUUUAUUAUUAUCGCUUGGUUGAUAUGUUGAAGAGUAA